Messenger RNA from Coccidioides posadasii C735 delta SOWgp, 435 nucleotides. Lineage: Eukaryota; Fungi; Ascomycota; Eurotiomycetes; Onygenales; Onygenaceae. The record is from RefSeq and is a predicted model, not a curated record.
AUGGGAUUCUAUGACCUCCUAGAAUCCUCUGACGGUCUGAUCGGACACGGCACAGGGCUUGUUAAUGUCAAUGUCUUCAGGCCCUUCAAGGGUGAAGUUAUCCUUGGAAAGAUCACAAGUGGCACGGAGCAAGGAAUUAAAAUCGGCCUCGAGUUCUUCAAUGAUAUUCUGAUACCCCCUAGUCUCCUGCUUGAUGGAGCCAAAUUCGAUUAUACCGAUCAAGUCUGGGUUUGGGACAACGGCGAAGGUGCCACUUUUUAUUUUGAUAUAGGUGAAACGGUUCGAUUUCGAGUGGAAGCGGAAGAGUGGCAUGACCAGAUUCCCAACGCUCCAGAUAUGCCAGAUGGCUCAUCCGCAGUAGAGCGAAAACCGCCUUAUUCGAUCAUUGGCUCCAUGCAAAUUGCGGGCCUUGGACUUGUUGCUUGGUGGUCGUGA